CAACAACAACAACAACAACAACAACAACAACAACAACAACAACAACAACAACAACAACAACAACAACAACAACAACAACAACAACAACAACAACAACAACAACAACAACAACAACAACAACAACAACAACAACAACAACAACAACAACAACAACAACAACAACAACAACAACAACAACAACAACAACAACAACAACAACAACAACAACAACAACAACAACAACAACAACAACAACAACAACAACAACAACAACAACAACAACAACAACAACAACAACAACAACAACAACAACAACAACAACAACAACAACAACAACAACAACAACAACAACAACAACAACAACAACAACAACAA
Molecule: messenger RNA, 354 nt
Organism: Acyrthosiphon pisum (pea aphid)
Lineage: Eukaryota; Metazoa; Arthropoda; Insecta; Hemiptera; Aphididae
Product: ataxin-8
Exons: 1
Source: RefSeq, a predicted model, not a curated record